Nasonia vitripennis (jewel wasp) is the source of this 1422-nucleotide messenger RNA. Its product is annotated as putative RNA-binding protein Luc7-like 2. NCBI's taxonomy places the organism in Eukaryota, Metazoa, Arthropoda, Insecta, Hymenoptera, Pteromalidae. The transcript has 4 exons. The record is from RefSeq and is a predicted model, not a curated record. The coding region runs from base 259 to 1302 and encodes 347 amino acids.
GAAGCUGGCCGGCGAAGAAGAAACAAAAGCGCCGCGAAAAGCCGAACGUCGCGGUCGCUCUCUUCCUCCCCGCGAUCACACUUGUUUCAGUCGCGGAGACGCACGCACGCACGCACGCACGCACGCACGCACGCACGCACACACGCUUCGCCAAACCGCCAAAUUGCCGCUCGCCGUCGUGUCCUCCAGAGGCAGUCUCUCACCGCGAUCCCCCUGAAAAUCACCGGAAAGUUUGUCGGCGCCUCCGCAGCAGAGACCAUGGCCCCCACGAAGCGGCCCCGCGAGAACGCCACGAGGAACCGCGACAAGACUAGGCGUCGCAAGCGCGCGCAGGAGGUCCGGCCGCUCUUCAAGUUCAUGGGCCAGUUGUGCGGCGAGGAGUGCGAGCAGGACCUGACGCCGGUGUCCGAGAGCGCCGGCCGGGGCUCCGCGCGCCGAGACAACGGCAGCAGGCGCCGCGAGAUGCUGGACGACGCGGAGAUGGACGGGAUCGCGGAGGAGCUGAGCGACGAGGAGUACGACGAGCCGCGCAACCCGGCGCCGGCCAGGUCGGGCCGCCUCGCCAAGGCCAAGCUCAGGAAGUCGGGCCAGGGGGGCCAGGCUAGCGAGAUGCCGCUCAAGAUCGGCGUGCAGAAGGCCAUGCGCUACAUCUGCGAGGCCCUGGCCUUCGGCCUGCAGUCGGGCUACCUGACGCCCAGGGACAGCAAGGGCAAGCUGCUGCGCGUGUCCUCGGAGCUCUUCCAGACCCCGGAGCCGGCUCGCGGUCGCGCUCCGCCGCGGAACGGCCCCGAGGGCAGCGAGGCCAGGGCCGAUCGCCGGCAGAACCGCAGGCAGCGCCGCCCGGAGCCGAGCGACUCGCAGGCCGACGGCAAGCCCGACGACGAGGGCGCGGCGGUCGGCGCGGCGGUCGGCGAGCGCGGGCAGCAGCGCUCGAGGAAGCAGCGCAGCAGGUCCGGCAGCAGGCACAAGCGGCGCUCCGGCAAGAGCCGCAGCAGGAGCCGCAGCAAGCGCAGGCACGGCAGGAAGCGCUCGGGCCGCAGCCACUCCGAGAAGCCGGAGGCGGAGCUCCGCGCCAAGCAGAUCAAGCCCGAGCAGGAGCCCGAGCAGGACGAGAUGGACGAGAACGGCAAGGAGUCGUCGGGCGGGCGCAACGAGGACGACAACGAGGACGGCAAGAGCGCCAAGUCGACCCUCAACUCCGACAGCCAGAACAGCAACGAGGAGAAGAAGCGCGCCGACGAGGACGGCGCAUCCGACGAGGACGAGGACGAGGACGAGGACGGGAGCGAGAAGAAUAAGUGACUCCCGAAAUUCCCCGUGCUCCGAUGCUGCCCAGCCGCAAAUUACGUGCGUCCGUGAAGCCUGUUUGUUCGUGCGACAGUGACUUGUACCUCAUUUUGUGAAUACACCUUUGCUUCGUAA